AAGGCGUCAGCGGAAGCGGCGCGGUGGGGGGGCGACAAGUUGUUUCCAAUUCGCGCUAAUUUAUAUAUCAAGUGCCCUUUGAAACCUGCGUCUUUUCCAGUGAUGUAGGGCGCCUAUGUAGUGAGUGAGGUUGUGUUUAGAGUACAGCCUGCGUGUGUCGUCUCCUCUGAGGGCGGGGCCAUAUUAUGGGCUGUUAGAGGUGAAAUGGCGCUCGGCGCGGUAUUUUAAACAAUCUCACAGCGUUUCCUGAGCGGAGAAUGUCGCAGUGUCGCAGAGUCUCACUCACCCGCGCAUGAAGGACGGAACAAGAGCGUCCACAUUCCCAGAUCCCGGCUGUGGCAGAGAUUUCGGCAUAGUUGCAGUGUGUGUGUAAAAGCAUGGACGUGGUGUCUCCUGACCUGAACAGCAUCCUCCCUGAUGAGAUCAUGGACACCGAGGCCAUGGCCAUGGAGGAGGACCCUCCUGCUGACACCCUGACUCCGCCCUCUCGUUCAGCCCCCGAGCCGACUCAGGUUCCUAUGGAGACGGAGGUUCCCGAAAUCGUCAACUUGUGUCCCACUACCACGCCGACGCAGAAAACGGAAGCUCUGACCACCCUGACCGCGACAGACUCCACGCUGUGCAGCUUCAGCCCCGGGACUCAGCUUGUCAUCACCUCUUCUUCCUCUGCUGGCCCCAAGAUGGCCACCACCAUGACCACAGUGCAGACCAGUAGUACUGUAGUCGGUCAGAACGUCACCAAGCUAUCGACUCCGUUCACACCCACCAGCCCAGUCAAUCACCAGCUCAUCAUCAACAAAGUGGCGGCGGAUGGAAAGUCUCCUGGUACAGCAGUGCUCAAACAGGAAGGGCAGAAGCUCCUGGUCACAGGUCUGAGUAAAACGGGUCAGCCCAUCGUCUUUGCAUUGCCAAACACCUGGAGCAAACCGGCCACAUCUCAGGGCACAGGGGGAGACAUCAAGCCUCAGCCCACACAGUUCAAAGUGGUCUCAGCUGGAACCAAGCCUGUGAUUGGAGUACAGACUGUGAGCUCAGCCAAUCAGCUGCCGGGAUCCUCUUCCCCUCUACAGGCUCAGCAACUCAAAACUGUACAGAUAACGAAGAAGACGCCUGUCUCCACAGCAGGACCCAUGAUCACCAAGCUGAUCAUCACAAAAGCUCUGAACAACAAGGGCCUGAGCAGCCAAGCCACCAUCACUCCUGUGGUCACAGGACGGGUUCUGACUCAGAGUACACCAGUGACCCCUCCACGGACCAUCACCAUCGGAGAGACCAUCAGCACAACGCCACAGAGUCUCUCCUCCGUCAGCAGCAACAGCAAAGUGGCCAUUUCUCCUCUAAAAUCUCCCAGCAAGGUCACUGUGGCCGCUCAGCCUUCCAACUCCCCCCAGAAACCCAUGGCCGUGCCCCUGAACGUGGCUCUGGGGCAGCAGAUCCUCACUGUGCAGCAGACACCUUCUACUUCACCAGCUAAAGCAGGAAGCAGUUCCACUGCUCAGACGGUGAAGCCUGUCCAAACUGUGACAGUGGGCGGAGUCAACACGCCUCAGUUUAAGACCAUCAUCCCCUUGGCCACACCCUCCAAUGUUCAGCAGAUCCAGGUACCCGGCAGCCGCUUCCAUUACGUGCGCCUGGUCACGGCCACCACUGGGAACACUGCCCAGACGGCCAACUCCAGCACCACCACCAACUCAACCACCAUCCAUUCUGCUAAGCCAAUGGUGAUGAACACGGCUGCAGUGAGGAUGUCCGUUCCCAUCGUUCCUGCUCAGACGGUCAAACAGGUGGUGCCGAAACCGAUGACCUCAGCGGCCCAAGUGGUGAGCAGCAGUCAGACGCAGCAGAGACUCAUCAUGCCGGCUGCUCCACUCCCUCAGAUCCAACCCAAUCUCACCAACCUGCCCCCCGGCACCGUGCUCGCUCCGGCCCCGGGCUCAGGGAACAUGGGCUACGCCGUGCUGCCAGCUCAAUACGUCACACAGCUUCAGCAGUCCACGUUCGUGACUUUGGCGAGCAGCUCGAGUUUCUCUGCCCCGAGCUCCAUCCAGACCCAGGCCAGACUUCCUCUGAAUGGUUUAUCUCCAUCAGACGCGACCUCCCGACCACGGAAGCCGUGUAACUGCACCAAAUCACAGUGCCUGAAACUAUAUUGCGACUGCUUUGCAAACGGAGAAUUUUGCAACAACUGCAACUGUGUGAACUGCUUCAACAACCUUGACCACGAGAGCGAUCGCCUGAAAGCCAUUAAGGCUUGUUUGGACAGAAACCCGGUGGCCUUCAAGCCGAAGAUCGGUAAAGGGAAGGAAGGAGAAUCGGAGAGGAGACACAGCAAAGGCUGCAACUGUAAAAAGUCGGGGUGUUUAAAAAAUUACUGCGAGUGUUAUGAGGCGAAGAUUAUGUGCUCGUCGAUCUGUAAGUGUGUGGGCUGUAAGAACUUUGAGGAGAGUCCUGAGAGGAAGACUCUGAUGCACUUGGCCGAUGCGGCGGAGGUUCGUGUGCAGCAGCAAACUGCAGCUAAAACCAAACUGUCCUCUCAGAUCUCAGACCUUCUGACCAGGACCACACCGACCAUCAGCAGCAGCGGCGGGAAGUUGCCGUACACGUUUGUAACGAAGGAGGUAGCCGAGGCGACGUGUGAUUGUCUGCUGGAGCAGGGGAGGAAGGCGGAGCGUUAUAAUCAGCCCCAGGCGGUGGCAGAGAGACUGAUCCUGGAGGAGUUCGGUCACUGCCUGUGCAGAAUCAUCAGCUCUGCUGCUAAAGCCAAGACAGACUGUUCCAUCAACUGCUAGAACCUUACACACUGUGGUUCUGCUACAGGGGUUAUUGUGGAACUCGUGCUUUUGUACAGAGUGGGACUUUGAUUAGCUGGACGUGCGCACGUGUGUGUGCACGUGCAGAGCUAAAAUGGACACACAGAGACAAACUUUAUUAGAUGAGAACUGCUGCGGCUGUCAGCUUCAUCUGCAUCGCGUGUGUGUGUGUGUGUGUGUGUGUGUGUGUGUGUGUGUGUGUGUGUGUGUGUGUGUGUGUGUGUGUGUUGCUUGUACAGGUCACUUCUGUAGAGGGAAUUGAUUUUAGAAUCAUUUUUAUGCUCGUUAACCUUCUCGUUUUAAACCCACAAUCAUAACGUGAUCUUUUUCCUCCUGUUUUUUUUUCUCCCUCUGUUUUUCUCUCGUCACCUUCUUGCUGUUUAUUUACCGCUAAUACCCUCAGCUCCAUUAAUAAUCAUGACUUAUAUACAGUACGUAGCCUUUACUGUAGCCUCUUCAUAACACAUCAGUAUUUAUUUACUCCUCACCCAAUCUCCUGAGAGGAUUCUCCAUGGAGGCGGAGUCUCGCACCGGCGUCUGCUUUGUACCGACUUCCUGCUGAUGUGAAGGAGGGUUUAAGCAUUAUUACUAAAAAACCCUGUUCAUCUC
Molecule: messenger RNA, 3419 nt
Organism: Silurus meridionalis
Lineage: Eukaryota; Metazoa; Chordata; Actinopteri; Siluriformes; Siluridae
Gene: lin54
Product: lin-54 DREAM MuvB core complex component
Exons: 14
Coding region: 378-2789 (803 amino acids)
Biological process (GO): regulation of DNA-templated transcription
Cellular component (GO): nucleus
Source: RefSeq, a predicted model, not a curated record